AUGCUCGCCCGGAUAGCGCUGCAGACAGCACGAGCGCCGUUCGCGGCCACCGCCUCGUCCUCGCUCCUCCCGCUCGCAUCGACCUCGUCCGCACCGGCCGCCGCCCUGCCAGCGCAUGCACGGCUCUUCUCGUCCACCGCACCCGCAGGCGAGAACAAAGCCAAGCGCAAGGCGCGCAUGACCCGCAAGGCCAACCUCGACAAGAAGGCGGCCCUCGUUCGCGAAUUCGAACGGACCCGCCCCGAUCCUGUGCUCGGCUACCAGCGGGGACACGACCACCUGUGGGAGAACUGUCUGCUGAACAAGGUCACGAUCAAGCGCGAGGAUGUGUGGGGCGAGAUCAUCCCUGUCGAGGACUCGGGCGCAGCGGCGGCGGCGGCAGCAGAGGCAGAAGCAGCAAAGGCAGGCGAGGGUGAGGCGAAGGACGGAGCGGCCGCACAAACGCAACGGCGGGAACCGUACGUGCCCAAGUACUUCAACUUUGGCCUCGACGCCGAGAUGGUCCAGCAACUCUCCGACGCCCUCCCCGCGACGAGCGCUCUCAAGUCGACUCUCGGCGAUAAGGCGACGUCGGUCGAUGCCGUCCUGCUGUCCCGCUUCGAGGAGGCCAACGCGCUCGAGGCGCAGAAGCGCGAGCAGUUGAUGCGCAUCCUCGACUUGCGCAACGCCGACUCGAAGGGUAUCGAGAGCUACAACAAGCGGCAAAUCGUGCAGAUGUUUGGGCGGGCCGAGGGAGACACCGGUUCGUCAGAAGUGCAGGCCGCCAUCCUCACGCUCCGCAUCCGCAGCAUCUUCGAACACCUCAAAGCCUCUCCGCGAGACGUCGAGAACCGCCAAGCGCUGCGCCAGCUCGUCCACAAGCGCGGCAAGAUUCUCAAGUACCUCCGCAACGUCUCGGUCACGCGGUACGAGGACGUGCUGCUCAAGAUUGGAGUCGAGCCGAGGGCGGUCGAGGGCGAGAUCAUCAUGCGCAAGAACGAGUUGCGGUCGCUCAUCAGGGGUAUCGACGUCUAG
This is a messenger RNA of Rhodotorula toruloides NP11, 1014 nucleotides long. Its product is annotated as mitochondrial small subunit ribosomal protein S28. Bases 1 to 1014 code for a protein of 337 amino acids. Gene Ontology annotation, biological process: translation. Gene Ontology annotation, molecular function: structural constituent of ribosome. Lineage: Eukaryota; Fungi; Basidiomycota; Microbotryomycetes; Sporidiobolales; Sporidiobolaceae. Gene Ontology annotation, cellular component: ribosome. The record is from RefSeq and is a predicted model, not a curated record. The transcript is spliced from 3 exons.